UCCUGGACGACGCAGAUACGGAGGUGGUCGAGAUGACCCUCUCUGUGCUUGGCAAGAUGCUGGAGCAGAGGGACGUGGCAAUUGCUGGCCCUGUCGUCGUGCAGCUGUCUGAGAAGCUGCAGCCGCUCUUUGACAACGUAAGGCUUUGUGCCCCCCAGCACGAGCACUGGAUGCUGCCAGGAAACUUUGCGCCCUGUAGCUUUUCAGCCCGUGCCCGGGCGGGCCUGAGGCAGCCGGUGCUGAGCUCUUGCCCUCUUCCUUGCCAACAGGAGUCCGCCUCCAUCAAAGUUCUCUCCUUCAAACUCUUCCGGGACGUGAUGGAGCUUUUAGUGGCAGUGGACAGGAAGGCAACAAAGAGACAGGUGCGCCGGAACCUGCUGCCGCUGCUCUUCCACGUCUAUGAUGAGAACCAGCCUGUGGCAGAGGUGAGGAUUUUGGCGCUGCUGGGGUUCCCGUGGGAGGUUGCUGGGCUGCCUCCUGCCCCGGUGCCUCAUGAAGCGCAGGGUUCCAGGUUCCUCCUGGCCUCGGCUCCCGAGCAGCAGCUCUGGGAGCCCUCUCUCCUGCCGCCCGGCAGCACCGGCUGCCCGAGAUGGAGGUUGCCCCAGUGCUCUGCCCGGGCAGCGAAGCCGCCGGCAGACGCGUUCCCCAGCUGCUGCCCCUUCCCAGCAGGGCCCAAGAAGGACCCUCAGCCUUGCCCAGGGGAGGGGAUGCGGGUCCUGUGCCCUGGGCAGCGGUGCCAUCUCCCAGUCUCUGCUGCUCUGCAGGCCUCCCGGGAAACCCUGCUUCAAGCCACCGAGCUGCUGAAGCUGAGGAAGCUGAGGAAGAAGCUGAAGAGCGGGCAGAUCUACAAGUUGGGCAAGUGCCUGGUAAGGAUGGCCCCGCGCUGGCAGAGGCAGGCAGGACAAGGCCCUGCCCCGGUGCCCGGUGUGUGGGGCUGUCAGCUGUGCCCGUGCCCACUGCCGCAGCCCAUCGCCCCCGGGCUGCACCCCGCGCAGCCCCCCUUCCCCCGGCCGUGCAGCCCUGCGGGCCCUUCUCCGGGCUCCUGUCCCUCGCCGAGCCCAGGGGUGCCGAUGGAAGCCUGGCUCUGCGGGGCUUUGGCAGCAGGGUGGCUGCGCAGCUCCCCGGGGAGCACCAGCCCUGCGCUCCCUGCAAAGCACUGGCUGGCUGCUGGCUGGGAGCGGUGGGUGUCCUGGCGGGAGAGGCCAGUCCUGGGGACAGGGGCGGCGCGGCCAAGGCGGGGAAGCUGUGCUGAUCUUUCCCCAUGUCCGCUUGCGCUCUCUCCAGCUGGCAGAGGACAGGAGCAGAAGAGAAGAUUACCUGUACCAGGCCCUGCCGUACCUGCAGAGCCCCCAGGAGUCCCUGCGAGAGGCGGCCGUCGUGUUUUUUGGGCACCUUGGUCGGAGCGUGAGGGGACAGCCGGAAGAGCAGCAGACCAUCUACCAGGGCCUCGAAUGCAUGACAAACGACAUCAGCCAAUCCGUCUCAGACUUAGCAGCUGAUACCCUGUUUGUCCUGAGAAGUGAAGAAAGCAAUCGUACCUUUCGAUACAGGCUGCAGGUGCUACGAGGGUGGCUCGAGAGGAUGUGGAGGAGAUGAACUUCUCUCCCUGGU
Messenger RNA from Cuculus canorus (common cuckoo), 1611 nucleotides. RefSeq lists its product as uncharacterized. Lineage: Eukaryota; Metazoa; Chordata; Aves; Cuculiformes; Cuculidae. Gene Ontology annotation, cellular component: cytoplasm. Bases 33 to 1499 code for a protein of 488 amino acids. The transcript has 3 exons. The record is from RefSeq and is a predicted model, not a curated record.